Molecule: messenger RNA, 723 nt
Organism: Mucor velutinosus
Lineage: Eukaryota; Fungi; Mucoromycota; Mucoromycetes; Mucorales; Mucoraceae
Exons: 2
Coding region: 1-723 (240 amino acids)
Molecular function (GO): oxygen binding; heme binding
Source: RefSeq, a predicted model, not a curated record
AUGCAACACAUUGAUUCCGCCAAGUUAUACGCUGAUGGUAGCUAUCGUUUUGAAUACGUCUCUAAAUUUAUGGAUUUUGGCGCUGAGGAUAUCAAAGCAAUCGAGGCUGUAGCUGACAAGAUUCGCCCUUUGGUUCCCGUUGUUGUGGAUGCCGUCUAUACCAAGCUCUUUGAAUUUGAUGUCACCAAGAAGCAUUUCAUUCCCAAGAAUGAAGGUUUUGAUGGCCAAGCUCCCACUUCUUUGGAAGACUUGACGCUCGACCAUCCUCAAAUCAAGUUUCGCAAGGAUUUCUUGAGCAAAUAUCUCAACAAGGUGCUUUCUGGUCCUUAUGAUGAUCGUUUCCUUCGUUAUCUUGACUGGGUUGCUCGUAUUCACACUGAUACUCCUGACAAGAAGAGCAAGAUCAACGUGGAUUAUAUUCAUAUCAAUGCUUUGAUGGGAUUUGUUGAAUCUACUUUGGCUGGUGGUUUGUUGUCCCUCGACUUGGAUCGCGAGACAGAAGCAAAGGCUCUUUUAGCUUUUAACAAGGUGCUUUGGAUUCAGAAUGAUUACUUUGCCAAAUACUAUUGUAAUCCUGAGACUAUUCAUGACGCUAAUGUCGUUUCAAAGAACACAAAGCAAGGCUGCAUUGCUGCUUUGACCACGACUGCUGCUAUUCUUCCUCUUGCUGUGGGUGUCAUUGCUGGUGCUUUUGGUGCUUAUUAUCGAUUACGCCGUGCUUAA